Molecule: messenger RNA, 5382 nt
Organism: Saxophila tyrrhenica
Lineage: Eukaryota; Fungi; Ascomycota; Dothideomycetes; Mycosphaerellales; Extremaceae
Exons: 1
Coding region: 1-5382 (1793 amino acids)
Cellular component (GO): membrane
Source: RefSeq, a predicted model, not a curated record
AUGGCAACCAACGCAGACUCCUCCAACCGCCGACAGUCAGGCCUGUGGAACCAAAACCCGACGACGGGCUACUUCGAAAAGGCACCGACGAGUCAAUCCAACGGACCAUACCAGUACUACCAGCCCCCAGCCGCCGACAGCAAGCCUCGCCGUAGCUUCUCUGACCGAACGGGCAACCCAACACUCACCUCCGCCUACCUUGCUGCCACCCAGAACAACGUCUCCGGCGCCAGCAGCGUCCUCGACAAGAGUCGCAUCAAGGACGUAGCUCUGGCGACUCACGCGAAGAUUGCUUCGAGUCUCCACGCCUACAGUGGAGAUGCCGGAGCAGACGAUUUCGCGCGCAGUGGACAUGCAGUACAUGUGCAUUCGCCAGAUGCGGAGAUCCCGAAAGCGCGGCCGUUGGGAGGAGACGCCGGAAAGCCUGCCUUGAGCGUCGACCCCAAUGCGGUGCCGGAGAAUGUGAGAGGGACGGCGUGGAGUCCGGACCCUGGGCCUACGUCUGCGAAUACGAACACCAGACGAACGAGCGCUGGCAAUGCUGAGGUGCCGGGGAGAAGGCCGAGUGUAGCGGACAAGAGCCCGUUGCAGAAGCUGGAAGGGAAGCUUGGGGAUAUCAGCAAGGAGGAGAAGAGGGCGAGGAUGGAGCAGUUGGAGAACGUCGCUCGACAGCGCAGUACAAACAAAGGCGAGGCUCCAGCGCGGUCCAACACGCUCCGCAGCGAGAAGGGCAGGGCGGUGAGCGACGGCAACAGACGGCCGAGCGACAAUCGCAGUAGCGACAAAUACCAGCGCCAAGUCACCGCUGGCGCUCCGAAAGCUCUCCCACCGGAUAAUGGAGCUAUGCGCUUUCGCCGAGCCAGCGAUGCUCUGCGCAACGGAAAUGGCUCGCGCGAUGUUUCCGGUGGUGCACCCGACCGCCAGCGCUCUGUUCGUCAAUCGGCGAUCGCAUCCAACCCACAACCAUACCAUCAUGCUCCCGAAGCUCCGCGCAGUCUCGGUGUCGCCUACCCGCAGCCGGGUGCUGGACGGCAGGUGUCGCGCGAAGCGCAGCCUUACCAUCAUGCGCCGGAGGCUCCGACUAGCGUCAAUGUCGCAGGCUAUCCCCACAAUGCUAACCGUGGCAGUCGAGAUGGCGCGAGCAGGAGUGUUAGCAAUCCGGUCCCUCCAAGCCCCAACACUGCCGACAGAGGUGGUUUGGAACGCACUGCAAGUGGGAAGUACAAGCGCCGACUGCGCGACGCAGGCUUUGUUGGUGCUGCCGCCAUGGCAGGAGGCGCCGCGGGAGGCGCUACGGCACACGAAUACGGCGACCCUGACCGGGGCCGGGAGGCUUACGAGAAAAGGAAGAGUGCUGAGGGCGGCGAGCCGCUCUCGCCUGUCUCUACGACGGGUGGCAGUAGGGAUGUGGGUAGGAGUGGGAGCAGGAAAUUGCAGAAGCCGUACCCAUGGAGGGCGGCUCAGGGACGGAGGUCGAGCGAUCGGGGACAGCCUGAGCAGCAGUAUCAGCAGUCCCCUCGCGAGCAACAACAACAACAACCACAGCCACAGCAGCAGUAUCAGCAGUCCCCUCGCGAGCAAUCAUAUCAACAACAGCAGCAGUAUCAGCAGUCCCCACGCGAGCAGCAGCAACCGCAGCAGCAAUCGCGCAACAUCUCCACCGAUCCGGUGCAGGAUAAGUCGACCUUGCAGACCAACCGUAUGGGCGACCACGAGAAGGAGAUCCCGCCAGCCUCGGAAGACCCUGAUCCUAUUGCUCGGGCCACUGUCGCUACCGGUCCUGACAUUGCGGUGCCGUACAGCAUACCGCCGCAAACAGCCGCAGGACAAGAGGCAAGAGCGCAGGUCGGCUUUCACGAUGAACCCAUGGCGGCGAACAUGAGUCCGGAACAGAAACAUCAUCAUUUCGGCGGCAUGUUCCACCGCGACGAAAAUAAGGGGAGAGGAUACGUCAAAGGCAAAGCACUCGAGGAGUGGAAGGGUGGCAAGCCUGUUCGUCUUACCGCUGGUGAUCUGGAUUUCAUGCGAUCUUCAGGCGGCGGUGACGAUGGAUACUUCGGCGCACAGAAAGAUCGACGCUCCAGCUCUGGCGGUGUUGCUGCUGCGCAGUAUGCUGGACCUUACGAGGAGGAAGCGAAGUCCUUCCAUCCGCCGCUGUUCCUCAAGUGCGGACCUCUGCUGCGCUACACCGGCAUGAGGAAGGAGAUGUCCUCCAGCGGCCGCGGCGAACGCGAAAUCUGGCGAGGCAGUGUCAUGAUCGUUACAGAAGAUGAACAAAGCGACAUCAGCUCUCCACCUACGCUGCGUCUAUUCGCACAGCCGGCAGAGCUGCACACGCCGCCCGAACGCCAUGGCUUUGAGGUCGCUCCUGAGGACGAGGAUCCUGUGGCUGGACAGGUGAAGAUCUCGCGUACGGGAAGGCCGUUGUAUGUCAGGCCUGUGCAUGACUUGGAUGGCGAAGUGGAUCUGAGCCGCGAAGAGAACAACUCGGGCUUGUAUUCUGCGACGCGGGCGCCGAUGCUUGGGCCACAGUUCUCUUCUGGAUCUGAUGGAAGGCAGAGUCAGCAUAUCACGUUCCAGGACAAGUCGCGCAUAAGAGGGCGGGAUGGCGAGAAAGCUGGACGAUACCGCGAGAUCAAGGCCGUGCGACUGCACGCAGAGCGCGGCUUCACCUUCUGGCGCUGGAGUCUCGAAGUCGAGCUGGGAAGCACACCCCACCGCGUCGCAUACCGCAUCAACAAGGGCCCCGCGCUGGGCUUCUGGGUGCCCGCACGAGGCGAGAGCAUGAACGUCCUGUUCCACUCGUGCAACGGCUUCAGCAUGAGCGUCGAUCCGGACACCUUCUCCGGCCCGGACCCGCUCUGGCGCGACGUGCUGAACCGCCACCAACACCGCCCGUUCCACGUCAUGCUCGGCGGCGGCGACCAGAUCUACAACGACGCCGCCAUGCGCGAUACGACUUUGUUCCGGGAGUGGCUGCAGACGAAGAACCCCGAGCACAAGCACCAUGCUCCUUUUUCAGUGGAGAUGCAAGAGGAGCUCGAGAGCUUCUACUUCCACCGCUACAGCAUGUGGUUCUCGCAGGGCCUGUUCGCCAUGGCCGCCAGCCAGGUGCCGAUGGUGAAUAUGUGGGACGACCACGACAUCAUCGAUGGUUUCGGGAGCUAUCCGCAUCAUUUCAUGAGCACGCCUGUUUUUACGGGUGUCGGGGCCGUGGCGUUCAAGUACUAUAUGCUGUUCCAGCACCAAUCGCUCGUCGCGGAGACCGCACGGGAGGAGCCGAGCUGGGUUCUUGGUGCCAGCCCCGGGCCGUAUAUCAACGAGCUGAGCCGCAGCAUCUUCCUCUCCCUCGGCCAGGAUCUGAAGUUGCUGGCUCUGGAUUGCCGGACUGAACGCAUGCGCGACGAGAUUCUCAGCCAGCAGAGCUACGAUAUCCUCUUCGACCGCGCGCGGACUGAGAUUCGGAAAGGCGAUACGAAGCAUCUGCUGGUUCUGCUGGGCGUGCCGAUCGCCUACCCGCGUCUAAACUUCCUCGAGAACAUCCUCACGUCCCGCGCGCUGGACCCUAUCAAAGCUCUUGGUCGUACGGGUAUGCUGGGGGGUUUCGUCAAUAAAUUCGACGGCGGAGUCGAGAUUCUGGAUGACUUGGACGACCAUUGGACUGCGAAGCAUCACAAAGCGGAGCGCAACUGGUUCAUCCAGGAACUGCAAGAACUCGCCGCCGAGAAAUCCGUUCGCGUCACCAUCCUCGGCGGCGACGUCCACUUGGGAGCAGUCGGGCAGUUCUAUACCCCCCGCAAACUCGGCGUAGCAAAGGACAGAGAUCACAGAUACAUGCCCAACGUCGUCUCGUCCGCGAUCGUCAACACCCCACCGCCAGUCAUGAUGGCCGACGUGCUGAACAAGCGCAACAAAGUGCACCAUCUCGACGGCGAAACGGACGAGGACAUGAUCCCGAUGUUCGAGGUGGACGUCGACGGGAGUAAGCGGAAUAACAAGUGUCUGCUUCCCCGCAGGAACUACUGCACGAUUCGCCAGUGGCAGCCUGGUUCCACCCCACCGAGUACGCCGCCGCCUGAGGACAGCAGGCCGGGAACGGGUUACGACGGCCAAGAGGGGAUGGGGGAGGGGGAGGAGAGGGACCGGCGGUAUCCGCCUGGGAGUAUGAGUCGGACUAGGAGUCUAACCGGCAUGCCGGGACGGCUGGUGAGGCGGUUAAGUGGCAGUGGGCGGAGCAAGAACCCUCCGUCUUCACUUGAGAGGGCGGGGACAAGGCCGGGCAUGGGCAGGAGUAGCAGUCUCUCCGGCCUGCCCCGCAAUGACGGACAAGACGGCGGGGCGCCGCAACGGCCGACGAACACUUUCAUGCGCCGCCCAACGAAUCUCAGCGAGAAAGAAAUCCGCCGCGCCGCCGAACGCGGCGGAGCACCCGACGACGAGGACGGCGAGGCCGCAGCGCCCGGACACGUUAAUUUGGAGGGUGGAUUGGAUGUCAGUUUGAACAUGGAGGUGGACCAGCAUGACCCGGCGGGCACGACGAGGUGUUAUCGGUUGUUGGUGCCGGCGCUGCGGUACGAGGGGGCGGGGGAUGUGAAUACGGCGAGUUUUGGAGAGAAGAAGGUGGGGUUCUUGGAUCGGUUGAGGGGCAAGGGGAAGAGGGAUGGGCGGGAUGAGGAGGAGGAGGACUACUCGAGUGAAGAGGGGGAUGAGAGGGAUGAGAGCACGCCGCCGGAUAGUCGUGGACAGGGCCAGCAGCAGCAACAGCAGCAAUUCUGGGGCCAGCAGCCCGCGGGCGCUGUUGCUGCGCGAGGAACGGGUCGACAACCGCACGGCACCGACGGCGCCUACGACGCCCCGCGCGGCUCCGUCGACAACCCUCCCCGUUCCGGCGGAGCAUACCAACAAGGCUACGACCUCGCCUCCCCCCCGCUCGGCUCCUCUCGUCCCACCCAAGCCUCAGCAGGCAGCAACAACAACAACGACCCCUACCCCACCCAACAACAACAACCCCCCACCUCAUCAUCAGGCCCAUGGUACCGCCGCGUCUCCGCCCCGUUCUCGCAAAAACACGCCCAACGCGUCCCCUCACCCUCGCUCUACAACCGCGGGCGCGGACAAGACCAGGACGAAUACAGCGACGAAGGCAGUUUCACGCCCUCGGACGAAUACGAGGACGGCGAUGAUAGGGGGUAUGAGGAUGAUGAAGGACCGCAGGGCAGGACGCCGGGGCAGCAGCCGAGGCGGUUGAGUAAGGCGGAGAGGUUUUUUGGGAUGGGGGAGGAGGGGUCGGGGGGGAGUGCGGCGGGUGGGGGGUAUGGGAAUGGGAAUGGGGAGGAUAGGGAGGGGGGUGGGAGGAGGGGGAAGUGGAAGAUUUGGAAGUAG